AUGAGCAACAAAAUAGCAAAUCAAUAUCCAGUGACACAACAGCCUGACAUGUCAGAAGACUCCGAAUAUAUACAAGAACCAGUUACAAAUGAAGACAAAUCUAAGCAAAAACAACGUCAAUCAAAUUCUUCAAACAGUUGGUUUACAUGGUUUCUUUGUGAUGAUUUUGAUCUAUGUUGUUGUUUAUGGUUAUUGAACCGUAAAUAUUCAGAUGCAAAUGGUGAUGGUGGUUGUUGCUCUUGUGAUGAUUCUGGCAAUGGAUGUGACUGUGGUGGUUGUAAUGGAUGUGACUGUGGUGGUUGUGAUGGAUGUGACUGUUAA
This is a messenger RNA of Rotaria sordida, 321 nucleotides long. Lineage: Eukaryota; Metazoa; Rotifera; Eurotatoria; Philodinida; Philodinidae. The record is from the annotation of a GenBank genome assembly.